GAUUGUGGAAUGCAGACAUUGUGUCGUCAUCAUCAUGUGAUCACUCACGUGAUUAGCAUCUGAAUGUAAGAUGUCCGCACGUCGAGCUGCCGAGUCUACGAUUCUAGCAGUUUUCAUUUUGCUAUCUUGGGGGCCCUUUACGGAGAUGAGUAAUGCCCAGAUAGAUGAUUCUUUUGUGAGUAUUUCCUCCUUGAAUUUAGCAGCAGAGCGCGGGCUGCAGUUUCCUGGAAUGUUUAUCAUUAUUGUUUUCUUGGUCGUGGUGCUGACACUAUCACUGCUAGCUACGUCAGUGACAAUGUGGAAUAUGGACCCUGGAAAGGAUAGCAUAGUGUACCGAAUGACAGAAAUGCCAAGGAUGAAGUUGGAAUAAGCAUAGCUGAGUGGUUGACAGUUUACAUGUAUCAUGAUGUAAUAGGGUAUGUUAGUAUACAACGUUGGAUUAUUUUGAUGAUUAAGUGUGAGUACACAGGAAA
This is a messenger RNA of Corticium candelabrum, 473 nucleotides long. Its product is annotated as renin receptor-like. The transcript is spliced from 3 exons. Gene Ontology annotation, molecular function: signaling receptor activity. Gene Ontology annotation, biological process: positive regulation of Wnt signaling pathway. NCBI's taxonomy places the organism in Eukaryota, Metazoa, Porifera, Homoscleromorpha, Homosclerophorida, Plakinidae. The coding region runs from base 71 to 370 and encodes 99 amino acids. Gene Ontology annotation, cellular component: external side of plasma membrane; membrane. The record is from RefSeq and is a predicted model, not a curated record.